Molecule: messenger RNA, 1713 nt
Organism: Lucilia sericata (common green bottle fly)
Lineage: Eukaryota; Metazoa; Arthropoda; Insecta; Diptera; Calliphoridae
Exons: 4
Coding region: 1-1713 (570 amino acids)
Source: RefSeq, a predicted model, not a curated record
AUGCGGAAGGAAAGUCCAGAAUGCCAAAGCGAAGACUAUGAGAGUGCUAAUGAUAUAGACGAUUUGGAAUAUUUCUCAGGUGAUAAUGAAACUGGUGCUGCAGGUCCAGGUAGACCAAAAAUUUUACGUACUGGUAAACGUGGUCGACCGAGAAAAGUAUUUAAUGUCUUGGAUGUUAUGGUGAAGGAUUAUGGUGGAAUACUAGUACCACAAACUGUAUCCGAGGCGAUGAACAGCUGUGAAUCGAAACAUUGGUAUGAUGCCAUGAACAAGGAGUACAAUUCCUUGAUAUUGGCGAUUGCUGUAGAGAUGAAAAUGUAUCUUCAUCAAAUGGACACCUUAAUGCGAAAGAGACAUAUGCAACAGUAUUCGAAUAUUAUAACAUUUCGGGGUAAUGAUGCUUUAUCACAGGAGAUAUUGGCGUUGAAAUCUCCGCUUGACAUUUUUUCGUUUUUUAUUUCGGACGAUAUUAUUUUAAAUAUUGUAGAACAGUGCAACUUAUACGCUGUGCAAAAAGACAUCGCAAAGCCCCUGAAUACCACCCCAGAUGAAAUUAAAAGAUUCAUGGGAGUUAAUUAUUAUAUGUCGGCAUUCAAAUAUCCAAGCGUACGAUCUUAUUGGAGUGAUUAUGGUUUUAAACCUAUUAUGGAUUGUAUGACUCGAAAUCGUCAUGAAAAAAUUAGACAAUUUUUACAUCUCAAUAACAACGAGACAAUGCCCCGUCGUCAACAUUUUCAAGACGCAGCUGAUCAACAGCCAUCGACGUCAUCGGGAGUUGCCCGUAGAAGCUAUGGAUCUAUACCACAGUGUGAUUCGGGCUACGAUAGGCUGUACAAAAUACGGCCUGUUAUAACAGCCUUGAAUAGAAACAUUAAAAAAGUUCCAAUGAGAGCACGUUUGUGUGUUGACGAACAAAUUUGUGCUACCAAAAUCAAACACUAUCUAAAACAAUAUAUGCCUGAUAAACCACAUCCAUGGGGCGACCGAACACAUGGGAUAUACUCAAUUGGUACAGUUCGCCGUCCACGUCUUCCAUUGUGCAAAUUGUCACAAAAAUUUGCUAAUCGCGGUGAUUCCGAAGAAUAUGUUGGAAUAUUUCAUGGAAUCGAUGUCACAACAGUGGCAUGGAAUGAUAACAAAGUUGUCACCAUGGCAUCGACAAUGGCCGGACUAAAGCCAUUUAUUUCAUCUGAUGGUCAGACGCCCAAGGAUACACCAACCAUAGAACGAUACAACAAAAAGAAAAAGGAAAGUAUUCAAUGUCCAAAUAUCGUCCAUGAAUACAAUAAAUAUAUGGGUGGUGUUGACCUUUUGGACUCGUCUCUCGGUCGUAGUCACAUCCGUAUAAAAUCCCGCAAAUGGACAAGCCGUUUGUUUUAUCAUAUGUGUGAUAUUGCCAUCAUCAACGUAUGGAUUUUAUACAAGAGGCAUCAUGUAGAGACUAAUAAUGUGGAACCACAGAAGGUAUUACAUGAAUUUGUGUCAGAAGUUGCACAUUGUUUGACGAAAUCUGGUACUGAAAUACGAAUGGGAAAUGGUCGACGAAGUAACGUUGAAUCUGAAAUUAUUGUAAAGCGUCCACGCUCAAUGUGUGCUGCAUUACCACCUCUUGAUAUUCGCUUAGAUAAUAUAGGAUAUUUUCCAGAAUUUAUAAAAGAAGGCAAACCACGAUGUGAUUUUAUACAAAGUAUCUUACAGGUGGAGAGUAUUUAA